Molecule: messenger RNA, 935 nt
Organism: Diospyros lotus (date-plum)
Lineage: Eukaryota; Viridiplantae; Streptophyta; Magnoliopsida; Ericales; Ebenaceae
Product: V-type proton ATPase 16 kDa proteolipid subunit
Exons: 3
Coding region: 129-626 (165 amino acids)
Biological process (GO): proton transmembrane transport
Cellular component (GO): proton-transporting V-type ATPase, V0 domain
Molecular function (GO): proton-transporting ATPase activity, rotational mechanism
Source: RefSeq, a predicted model, not a curated record
GCUCCCACAUCCAUCCGGAGCUCGGAGUUUGGCGAGGGUUGAGAUCUAAUCCCGAUUUCCAAACCCUCUAUCCGGUGCGAAUUUUCUAGAGAUCCGAUCAGCUUUUCGUCUCAAAGAAAUCAGACAGAAUGUCGUCGACGUUCAGUGGAGAUGAAACCGCUCCUUUCUUCGGCUUUCUCGGCGCCGCUGCUGCCCUUGUCUUCUCCUGUAUGGGAGCUGCAUAUGGGACGGCGAAGAGCGGAGUUGGGGUGGCGUCGAUGGGCGUGAUGAGGCCAGAGCUGGUGAUGAAGUCGAUUGUUCCGGUGGUUAUGGCUGGUGUUUUGGGUAUUUAUGGCCUGAUUAUUGCUGUUAUCAUCAGUACCGGGAUUAACCCUAAAGCCAAGUCGUAUUACCUGUUUGAUGGUUACGCGCAUCUUUCCUCUGGCCUCGCCUGUGGCCUCGCUGGGCUUUCUGCUGGAAUGGCAAUUGGGAUCGUUGGCGAUGCCGGUGUUAGAGCUAAUGCACAACAGCCAAAACUAUUUGUGGGAAUGAUCCUGAUUCUCAUCUUUGCUGAAGCCCUGGCCCUGUACGGGCUCAUUGUUGGUAUCAUAUUAUCUUCUCGAGCUGGGCAAUCCAGAGCAGACUGAGCUGGGAGUUCUUUUUUAUGCCUAAUGUUUGAAAGAGUACACGUGCAUAGAAUAGAAGUUUCAAACCUUCUCAAGUUAGAAGAUAUAAUUCCUGAUUUCCAUAAGGAAGUACCUUAGUACAUUCAUUUUGUGGGUGCUCAGUGCUGUGUUUUAGUGUAGUAGGAGUAGGCUUGAGAGUUGAAUAAGAGCUGGUGAAGCAAGCUCCUGUGGUUUAUAUUUAUUCUAAAUUUAUAUGCAUAUAUAUUGAUGUACUCUGCCAUUACAGUGUCAUAACUGUGUAGGGGUUAUUGUUUACCAACCCUUUGCGUU